This is a messenger RNA of Sardina pilchardus (European sardine), 3163 nucleotides long. RefSeq lists its product as uncharacterized. The record is from RefSeq and is a predicted model, not a curated record. The transcript is spliced from 6 exons. Lineage: Eukaryota; Metazoa; Chordata; Actinopteri; Clupeiformes; Clupeidae. Bases 1591 to 2073 code for a protein of 160 amino acids.
GGGAGGGGGCGAGCUGUGAGCGGCACGCAGGCGGGCAGUGCUGAUCACAUGAGCCCAGAUCUGUUUACAAACUGAAGCCUGGACGCCGGAGCCGAGUGUCGCUGACAGUAACCGCCGACUGCGCGCGAGAGAGAGCGAGAAAGACCAGCGACGACGACGGCGUCGACCGACGACGAGAAUAACAACAACAACAACAACAACAACAACAACAACAAAAACAACAUCAACGUCGGCCCCAGCGCCUCUCGGGGACUGACAGACAACGUCUUCCAGGCCUGACGCAAAAAAAGAGGAAGGGGGCCGUCGCCGGGGGGGCAAACGAUGGAGCUGGCGGUCGAGCGAAGUGAACGUACCCCGCUGCCUCUUUGUCUGAGCCGUUUUAUUAUUUGACUGGGUGGAGAGGACGGAGGGAGCAGAUGGUUUCAGGAGGGGAGAGAGAUAGAGCGAGAGAGCGAGGGAAAAAUCACACACAGACAUAUAGGACACACACGCGUGCACACACGGAGACACGCUCACACUCGCGCACGAGCCAGAUACCAAUCACAGCUUGAGGGCUGCCUUACUGCUGUGUGUGCAGUCUUGUCCUUUGUUUCGGGAUUUUGGCCGAGGCCCGUCAGUGUGCGCCGAUCUGGGAAUACCCCUGACGUUGAUCCAGCCAUUUGAGAGCGCACAGCGGCAGCAGGAGAGGGGGAAACCGAAGAGGCGAAGAGAGGAAUAGACACGGAGAGAGAGAAAGAGAGAGAGAGAGAGAAGGAAGGAGCCUUGUCUUUUGUCAGAGAGAGGCUGUAGAAGAGAACAAAGCAAUGAGUGUUUCCAGGCUAUUGCACUGAAUUCAGCCAGACUUGACACAAUGUCAUCGUGAUCUGGCGUAGUCCUCCACUGGAUUCUGUUCAAGAUCGGACGUCCUCGGGGGUGAAGGCAAGCCAUCUUACGCAUUCCUCUCGUCUGGGCACUUGCAUGAUAGACAUACAUUAAUCGAUAUAAUAUACUCAUAACUAGAUAUAAACAGAUAUUGUUCGUAUAGCCGUAUGCGUUCGCGUCUGUCAUUGUACUUCACAUUGUUCCUGGAGCAUCAUUAACUUCUGUGGAGAUUCAAGGACAAAACAAAAUACAUGAUAACAACACUAUCGGUGACUGUCAAACCGUAUGAUGACAACAUCACCGACGAAGAGGACAAAGGACAGAAGGGUAAACAAAACAUAAACAUUGUGGAUUAUAAACAGGACAUAUAAACUUGAGGACUAUCGAAGCCCUACGGUUGCUUUAGCCAAGAUUUUCCGUUUAAUAUUUAGGGUGGAUUUGUCUUUGAAGUGCCCUAACUCCAGUUCAAAGGGACUUUGUUGACAGUUGCCCUUUUUUAGUAAAAAGGGGAAAGGGACAACACUGAAACCGAAAGAAGAGCUGCUUUCUGGUGUCAAAGUCCUACUUUGCACUGACAGUGUGGAGUUACUGUAAGACUUUUGUCACCCCUCCCCAACCCCCUUAGUUACCCCCCCCCCUCCCCCUCCUGCCCCCAACGCUAUACCUCCACGACUUGCAGUCCUCCAACCGGAGCCGAAUUUACUGCGGGAGGCUCAAGUGUCGGAUUUCAUGCAACCAUUCCAAUGGUGUAACGGAUGCCUCUGUGGUCUGGGACUGCAGCGCUCGGACUGCGAGAUGACCUCUGAGGAAGUGUACCACCUGCCCCUCAACGUCUACGUCAUCGUGCUGGGCAUAGGUCUCUUCGUCUUCAUGCUCAGCGUCAUCUUCUGCUGCUACCUGUUCAGGUUGAAACAGCAGGUUCCACGUGAGCAGUACAGCUACAACGAGGUGGUCCUGAAGGGUGCAGGGAAGAAGCUGUCUCUGCUUGGACAGCCGUGUGCAGUCUGCCUGGAGGAAUUCAAGAGCAGAGACGAGCUCGGGGUGUGCCCCUGCUCGCACACCUUCCAUAAGAAGUGCCUGCUGAAGUGGCUGGAGAUCCGCAGCGUGUGCCCCAUGUGCAACAAGCCCAUCCUGCGCCUGCAGGCCGACGAGACGCCCCCGCCACAGCACCCCCGCGGCGCCGAGGGCCCGCAGGACCCCGAGGAGGUCUGACCCACGACCCCCGACCUGACCCUUGACCCUGACCCAACCCCCCUGAACCCUGCCCCCUCCACCACCACCCCCCCCACACACACCCCCCCCCCCGAUCAGAACCGAAAAACCCGCAAAACAGACCCGACCCGACCCCUGGGGGGCCAUUGUGAAGAGAGAGACACCGGCCCAGGACUUCACUUGAACAUGGCAGGGCCCUGCCCUGGGAGCUCAGGAGGGGCCAGCUCGCUCGGCGGCCGAGAGAGAGAGAGAGCGCUGGACAUUAGUAGCCCGUCGGUCCGGCGCGGUGAGCGGACUCUCGCGGCGGGUUCGCUGUGGACGCUGGUGUGAAGAAGACGCCGCCGUAGAGGACUAUGGGGAUUAGGGGGGCGAGGAGAGGGUUAGAUGUAGGAAGGGCAGAAAAGUGUUAUAAAAACUAUUGUAGUGAUGGACAAGAGAGGGAUACUUGAGAGGGUGGAGGUUAGGGCAGGGUGGGGGUAGAGUGGGGUGGGAUGGGUGGUGUUGGGGUGUCUCUUCAACUCAAAAAUACGUGUGUAAAACACAAAGUUAGCAUGACAUUUUAUGAAAACUACGUAAAUACGCACACACACACACAACUAACCAACCACCCACCCAGUCACCACCGUCACCACGGACACAUACACCCCCAUACACACACACACACACACACACACACACACACACACACAUCCAGUGUAAUAAUCAGCCUCUCUGCUCACUUGGACAAAGCUGUGGUGGUGGUGGUGGUGGUGAGCGAUCACACUGCAAAGAAACGGCAACAUCAAAUAUAUCUGCCUAUAACCAGAGUCACUGUAUGGUCUCUCCAGCUACAGCAAAGUCAAGCUGAGUCAUCAGUCAGCAGUUUAUGAAAAAAAAAAACGAAAGAAAAAGAAGGAAAGGAUUUAAAAAAAAAAAAAAGAAACAAAAGAAUAAAAAACUUGGGAAGUGAAAAGGUAGACAUAGGACUUCCCCCCUCUGUGAGUCUGUGUGAAUAGGGCCUCAAGCAGCCAAUUGUUCUUCUUCCUCUUCCAAGUUUCAUUUUGUAUCGUUUGACGGUUUUAAAAUAAAAGCGUAAUGUUUUUGUCGGUCA